AUGUGGCUAACUUCCUAUGUGUUACCAAGAUUGAAGAAUAUUUUGCUCUUGCAAUUCCAUAUAACGCUACCACUAAACUACUUGGUUUUACUGCUGUUAAGUACAGUUAUCAUCACCUACCUGUUUCUUCGUACAAGAAUUUUGUCCAAUUAUUCUCAAUUGAAGGAUGAUGUCUCUGAUGAGAAUAAUAUCAACAGGAAAGACUACAUGGAUGCUUCUUCUGCUUCCUUCCUGUUAAAUCGUGAAAAACAUAAGGGAUUCACAUCUUACUUGGACGAAUUCUUAUCAGCAAUAAAGAUCUUUGGAUAUUUGGAGAAGCCUGUCUUUCAUGAAUUAACUAAGUCUAUGAAGACUGAAAAGCUACAAGAAGGAGAAAUCGUUUUAUUGGAUGAUUCUGUUGGGUUUACGAUCGUCGUAGAGGGAACUCUAGAAAUUCUUCACAAAAUGGAUAAUCGCCAUUCCAAUCCAUCAGGUGAUGCAGCAGCAAAUGCAACGGCUUUUGAACCUCCUUCAAAUGACGAUGGAUACCUUAUCAAUGGUGAAAAGUUCCAGUUAUUGAAUAUCGUGAAAACUGGUAACCCAUUAUCGUCCUUGGUAAGCAUCAUGAAGCUCUUCUCGAACCGCUCAACACAUCUAAAUGAAGGUACUCACCCUUCAACAACAAAUAACACUCCAGGACCUGGUUCUCCCAACCUCACUGGUGAGAUUAACAGCUUCUUAGACUCCACAUUACCUGCAAAAUUCGGAUCUGCAGAUAGUGCAAAUGGCAAUCACCCAAUAUCCCCCAUGGAACUAGAAUCAACGUUUGAUAAUCUAUCAGAGGCAUCGGAGAAUGAUCGCUCGGCGAAGAUACCAGACAUUAUAGCUCGUGCAGCGAGUGAUUGUACCAUUGCGAUUAUACCUUCGUCAUCUUUCCAACGUCUUUUAGUGAAAUAUCCUAGAUCUGCCUCACAUAUUAUCCAGAUGAUUUUAACAAAACUAUACAGAGUUACUUUCAAAACUGCUCAUACCUACCUAGGUCUCACCAAUGAGAUUAUUUUUACUGAAUUUCAGUCUAUUAACAAGGACAACCUGAAAUUACCAGAGUACUUCCGCAGAUCUAUCAUCAGCUAUUUCACAAACAGACAAGAUGACACAGGAAGUUCAGCCUCCACUAUACAAAAAAGGCCGCAGCUACACAGGCGAGAUUCCAAUAACUCACUAAAUUACGGCUCAAGGCAUGUUGUAUUGAAUUCCAGGGAUCAAUACAAUCCCGGUGACCUUCUCUCUAAUGUACCCUUACCAAGAUUGAAUCCACAGCAGAGAAAUGAUCUCUCAAAUACCAAUUCUUCCUCUACCUUGAGCCGUGCGGAUUAUAGACCGAUCAUAUUAAAUAACUUUUCGUCAUCACAGUUUGAAGAGACAGAAGUCUCUUCUUGGAGAUUGGCAUUAGUUGAAAUAAUUUUCCAGCAGUUGGGAAUAACAAAGGAUACAAUCGAGCCCCCAAUUUCAGAUGACUUUUCGCUCCAUGAUCAUUCGUUAGAUGAAAAAGGGUUGGUCAGAAGGUCAUCCUACUCUUCAUUUACAUCCCUAUCUUCAUCUAUCGCGACCCACUCCAGCAAUCACCUAGUAACAUUUUUGCCUCGAGAGUCGCAACAAUUUUCAAGAUUGAACAGAACCGGCGGUAAAAUGGCUUCACAUAGUAAGAGAUUGAACGGCUCUAGUAGAUCGAACUCACGUACAGACAGAUCAGAAUCUUUUGACCACUUUAGAAAUGAGAAUCUGGGUGGCGAUAAUCAAUUUUCGGAUUUUGAAUCAGUUAAAGAAGAUUUCUCUAAAUGCAUAAAGAUUCUCAAAUUUGAGGAAGGAGAAACUAUACUCUGCCAAAAUUCUAAUCCGCAAGGUAUUUAUUAUCUUGUAAGCGGAGAAGUUGAUGUCAUAUCUGAGACUAAAGACGGCAACACAGAUGAGAGUUAUGAAAGAACUCUAUACACUGCCACAGAAGGUUACAUCCUUGGAUAUCUAUCGUCCAUCCUAGGUUGUAAGUCGCUUGUGACGCUCAAAGUAAGCAAAGGUCCAGCUUAUCUAGGGUUAAUUCCUUAUAAUGAUUUGGAGCGUUUAUGUGAUAAAUAUUUCAUGAUCUACUUAAAGUUGUCUGAAAUUUUGACUAAUUCCUUGAGUCCCAAUUUGUUGCGGUUGGACUAUUUCCUUGAAUGGAUUCAACUAGAUUCUUCUGAAACGUUAUUCAACCAAGGUGAUCCUGCUAAUGGUGUUUACCUAGUAUUGAAUGGUAGACUAAGGCAGCUAUUCUAUGAAGAUGCAGACUCGGACAUUGUAACUCAAAUGGCGGAAUUAUCAAAAGGAGAAAGUUUUGGAGAAGUGGAAGUGUUGACUGCCAUUCAUAGACUAAACACAGUGGUAGCCAUUAGAGAUACUGAGUUGGCUAGAAUCCCUCGUACAUUGUUUGAGUUCUUGGCUGUCGAACACCCUUCUAUCAUGAUUCAUGUCAGUAGAAUGGUGGCCAAAAAAGCAAUGCUAAUGAAUUUUAAAUCUGGUAUAGGCUUCUCCGGUUCACAACCGAUCACUAAGCUAAUUGGAGAUGAAACAGCGAUGCAAAAAAGGUAUGACUUUAAUCUUAACAUAAAAUCCAAUAAAUCCUCUAAGAAGAACGAGCUUAUAAGUAAUACCGUAAAUUAUAAGACUUUGACGCUUUUACCGAUUACUGAGGGUCUACCAGUAGAGGAAUUUGCUUAUAAAUUGAUCAAUGCAUUAAGGCAGUGCGGAAAGACAACAAUUGGGUUGAACCAACGUACGACAUUAUCUCACCUUGGUCGUCAUGCGUUCAAUAAACUUUCAAAAUUGAAACAGAGUGGAUAUUUCGCAGAACUCGAAGAGCUUUACGAAAUCGUUGUGUACAUCGCAGAUACUCCUGUAAGCUCAUCAUGGACACAAACGUGCAUUUCACAAGGUGACUGUAUCUUACUCUUGGCUGAUGCAACAUGUGACCCGAAGAUUGGUGAAUUUGAAAGGCUUUUGUUGAAAAGUAAAACUACAGCUAGAACGGAUCUAAUUUUACUUCAUCCCGAGCGAUACGUGGUUCCAGGCUCGACAUCUAAAUGGUUAAAAAAUCGAAUGUGGAUUCAGUCCCAUCACCAUAUACAGUUUACCCCAAUGGAAAAGGUAGCAGAGCCCGAUCCAAUACCAAAUAUAAAACCGCUAUCCCAAUUAGUCGAGAAGUUCAAGGAGAAUACAAAAAAGACACAAGAGAACUUUGUAAAGUUUUUACCAGAUUCAAUCAAAACCACUGUGGAAACAUUAUCUGGAAAAUACAUCGAUCCUAAACCUAAUCCAAAAUUCUACACUUCAGUUGAUCCUAUCAAGAAUGAUUUCCUAAGACUAGCUAGAACUCUUUCAGGCCAAGCUGUUGGUCUAGUUCUUGGUGGAGGAGGGGCACGUGGAUUAAGUCAUCUUGGUAUCAUUAAGGCUCUAGAGGAGCAAGGAAUUCCAAUUGAUAUAAUCGGAGGAACGUCAAUUGGUUCGUUCGUUGGAGGUUUAUAUGCCAUGGACUACGAUCUUGUUCCUAUAUAUGGCCGAGUCAAGAAGUUCGCUGGUAGAGUUGGUUCACUAUGGAGAAUGCUAAGUGAUUUGACUUGGCCAGUUACAUCAUACACUACAGGACAUGAGUUUAAUCGUGGUAUAUGGAAAUCUUUUAGAGACUACAGGAUUGAAGAUUUUUGGAUUUCAUAUUACUGUAACUCGACGAAUAUUACAGAGUCAGUUCAAGAGAUUCACUCAUCAGGUUUUGCAUGGCGUUAUAUUAGAGCUUCUAUGUCACUUGCGGGCCUUCUUCCUCCAAUUGUGGAUAACGGUAAUAUGUUACUAGAUGGAGGUUAUGUCGACAACUUACCAGUGACCGAAAUGACACAGAGAGGUUGUAAAAUUGUGUUUGCAGUAGACGUUGGAUCAGUCGAUGAUAGGACUCCAAUGUCAUACGGAGACUCUUUGAACGGAUUUUGGAUUGUUUUAAAUAGAUGGAAUCCAUUUUCGAAACACCCCAACAUUCCUAAUAUGGCGGAAAUACAAAUGAGAUUAGGAUAUGUUGCUUCUGUCAAUGCCUUAGAAAGGGCUAAAAGUACACCAGGUGUGGUGUACAUCAGGCCUCCUAUUGAGAACUAUGCGACUUUGGAUUUUGGUAAGUUUGAAGAAAUAUACCAAGUAGGCUACGCGUACGGUCAUGACUUUUUACAACAUCUGCAAGAGAAAAACGAAUUACCGCCAAUUGCGGGUACCACAACUUCUGCUUAUGCCGACAAAGAAAACAUGUUACAAAGACGGAACAGUAUAUAA
Kluyveromyces lactis is the source of this 4326-nucleotide messenger RNA. RefSeq names its product lysophospholipase (gene NTE1). The coding region runs from base 1 to 4326 and encodes 1441 amino acids. The transcript has a single exon. The record is from RefSeq and is a predicted model, not a curated record. Gene Ontology annotation, molecular function: phosphatidylcholine lysophospholipase A1 activity. Lineage: Eukaryota; Fungi; Ascomycota; Saccharomycetes; Saccharomycetales; Saccharomycetaceae. Gene Ontology annotation, cellular component: endoplasmic reticulum. Gene Ontology annotation, biological process: phosphatidylcholine metabolic process.